AUAAUCGUAAGGUACUUACUUUGCAACAAGCUUGGACUUCCUUCAAUCAUUUGACAGAAUCAGAGGUGUCAUAUGGGUUUAUUGCGCAGUUGGCGGGAUGUUCUGUUGCCGAAGUGAGACAAUAUUUUACGGGAAAGCGUAGGUCUCGCAACGCAACCCAACCACCCUCGCCUGCUUCGACUUUGUCUUCACCUCCCGAGUUCACAAGUGAGUCCGAGUUCAAUGACCUUUCCAAAGCCCUUACCUUAUCGGCUACCAACAAAACCCGGAACACGAAGAACCCGAAAAAAGGAAGCAGAAAAGCGAACGUACGUCCACUUAGUGCCAUUACUGGUGAAUCAUCAAUUGGCUCACAGAAUGAUUCUUUAGUAAAAGAUGAGUUGACGUACGAUGAUGCCGAACCCGGUCAGCAACGAAAAUCAAAAAAGCAACGCACAAGGAAAAAGACGUCAGAAUCAUCUGACUUUGUUUAUACAGACGAAAUAAAGAAGUCUAGAAACAAACGCAAGGAGCUUCCCUCAAAUGGUGGUGAAGAUCAGAAGAAGCAUUUCAAGCGUAAAAGAAGUGAUCUACCGCCUAUUUUUGUACGCGAAAUUAAUGAAAUGACCAAUUCGAUAGAAAUCACGUUUCUGGGUACUAGUUCCUCGCAGCCCACGCCCGAUCGUAACACGUCAUCAUUAGCAUUAACCAUCGACGGAACAUCAUGGUUAUUUGAUGUGGGAGAAGCCACGCAACAUCAAAUCCUCAAGGUCUCAAACAUCAAAUGGGGCAAAAUUGAUCGAAUCUUUAUCACUCACUUGCAUGGCGAUCAUAUUUUUGGACUGUCUCCCUUGCUAUGCACAGCAACCAACAAUUUGACCACAACUUCUUCAGGUACCGCAAGGCAUCCUAUUGAAAUCUAUGGGCCUUCAGGACUUCGUAAAUUCCUUCGCCAAACGCUAAAACUCACGCGGUCUUUUCUCGGUCGCGAUUAUAUGGUUCACGAAUUACUUUUUCCGGAAGAUCCCGUGGAUCAACCCGACGAGAAAGAAUUAUACGAUUUUGAACAAUUAGGAAAAAACAUACAGUUACAAAGGUCAGGCGAUAAUUUGUAUUGGGAAGUUAUUGAUGGAAAAUCGUAUAAAAUUACAGCGGCACCAAUCAAGCAUUCGAUUCCAUGCUUGGGUUACGUAUUUUCGGAAAACUCGUUACCAGGAAAAAUUGAUGCUCAAGUAAUAAAACCAAUCUUGCUACGCAACAAAGAAGCAUUGGGAAUAAAAAAUCCAAUGGAACUUAUGAAGAAAUUGCAAAAUGGAGAGACUCUCCACUUGCCUGAUGGUACGAUAAUCGAACCGCCACCACGACGUCCGGGACGCAAGAUUGUUCUCCUGGGUGAUACUUACGAUCCAUCGGGCAUCAUUCAUUUAGCCAUGAAUGCUGAUGUGUUGGUACACGAAGCCACCAACUCUUUGACCUCGUCAGAUCCUCCGGGAACCAGUUAUGAAUCAGUAGAAGAAGGCGCGAUAAGAAGAGGUCACUCGACCGCAAGAAUGGCAGGAAAAUUUGCGGCCCAGAUUAAUGCGCAUAAAUUAAUAUUAAAUCAUUUUAGCAGUCGUUAUAGAGGAUGUGAUUCCAAGAUCAUUGAGGAAAUUAGAAUGGCCGCUGUUGAAGCUUUCGGUAAUGAUCGAGUGAUUUGUGCCGAAGAUAGAAUGUUGGUGCAAAUUAAAGAAUUUAUUUCGAAUAGAACAAAUGCGCGCCCAAUAUUGAACACUUUUGCAAAUAACAUUUUCGGGCCUAACUUGUUCACCCAGCAUAUUCGCAAGAAAAGUACAAAAAUUUCUACACCAUUUGAUGCGCCUCCAUCAGUGAUGUAUUCUCCGGCAUUUCCCACAGCAAGACCGGCAGAAGGUGACAGGAGUUCAACUGCUGGUAGAACAGUUAAUGUCUCAGGAAGUGCUGCGAUGGGUUAUAGACGAUUAUGGUCAAUCUUAAAUGCAAACAAGAUUCGUCAGGAGGUACGUCGCGGAAGAUAUUAUGAAAAACCUACUAUUCGGAGGAAGAGGAUAAGACGAGAAAUUUCAGAAGCCCGUUUCAAAGAAGCAAUAAAGAAAAAGGUUAACACAGUUCUACAGAUGAAAGCGAGGUUAGUGAAUGGGGACAAUGACAUUUACAAGAUUAUUAAAAAAACAAUCAAACUAAUAUAUCGUUUAACCCCCAAACCAAAUCAGAACGAAGAAGAUCGAACACCCAUCAAUCUAACAGUUUUUUAA
Molecule: messenger RNA, 2249 nt
Organism: Acaulospora morrowiae
Lineage: Eukaryota; Fungi; Glomeromycota; Glomeromycetes; Diversisporales; Acaulosporaceae
Source: the annotation of a GenBank genome assembly